This is a messenger RNA of Sorex araneus (European shrew), 2437 nucleotides long. It is a transcript of the gene TAT, whose product is annotated as tyrosine aminotransferase. Gene Ontology annotation, biological process: biosynthetic process; aromatic amino acid catabolic process. NCBI's taxonomy places the organism in Eukaryota, Metazoa, Chordata, Mammalia, Eulipotyphla, Soricidae. The record is from RefSeq and is a predicted model, not a curated record. Gene Ontology annotation, molecular function: pyridoxal phosphate binding; L-tyrosine:2-oxoglutarate transaminase activity.
CAGCCGAGCGGCACCAGCGCAGCCUCUUCUCCUUUGCUCAAAGGCUCGCAAUGGACCCUUACAUGAUUCAGAUGAACAGCAAGAACAAUGUCCCCUCCGCCCUGGAUGGCAACACGGGUGGGAGAAGCUCCGCGCUGGGCAAAGCCAAGGGCAGGAAGGCCCGGUGGUCCGUGAAGCCCUCGGAGAUGGCCAACAAGACCUUCAACCCCAUCCGGGCCAUUGUGGAUACCAUGAAGGUCAAGCCAAACCCAAACAAAACCACAAUCUCCCUGUCCAUUGGGGACCCUACUGUGUUUGGAAACCUGCCCACAGACCCUGAAGUCAUCCAAGCCAUGAAGGAUGCCCUGGACUCGGGCAAAUACAAUGGCUAUGCCCCCUCCAUCGGGUACCUCUCCAGCCGGGAGGAGGUCGCAUCUUAUUACCACUGUCCCGAGGCGCCCCUGGAAGCCAAGGAUGUCAUUCUAACCAGCGGCUGUAGCCAGGCCAUUGAACUUUGUUUGACUGUGCUGGCCAACCCGGGCCAAAACAUCCUCAUUCCGAAACCCGGCUUCUCACUCUACAGGACCUUGGCUGAAUCUAUGGGAAUUGAGAUCAAGUGCUAUAGUUUAUUGCCCAACAAGUCUUGGGAGAUUGACCUGAAAGAACUGGAGUCCCUGAUUGAUGAUGACACAGCGUGUCUCGUGAUCAAUAACCCAUCAAACCCUUGCGGCUCAGUGUUCAGUAAAAGCCAUCUCCAGGACAUUCUGGAGGUGGCUGCCAGGCAGUGUGUCCCCAUCUUAGCUGAUGAGAUCUAUGGAGACAUGGUGAGCAGCGCGCGGAGUGGGUCGCCUUCUCUCACCGCUGGCCCGUCUCAGCACGUGCCCAUCCUGUCGUGCGGGGGGCUGGCCAAGCGCUGGGUGGUCCCCGGCUGGAGGCUCGGCUGGAUCCUCAUCCAUGACCGAAGAGGCAUCUUUGGCAACGAGAUCCGGGACGGGCUGGUGAAGCUGAGCCAGCGCAUCCUGGCCUGCACCAUCGUCCAGGGCGCCCUCAAGAGCAUCCUGCGCCGCACCCCUGCCGACUUCUACCAGGACAUCCUCGGCUUCCUCAAGUCCAACACUGACCUCUGCUACGGGGCAUUGGCUGCCAUCCCAGGCCUCCAGCCCGUGCGCCCCUCCGGGGCCAUGUACAUGAUGGUCGGAAUCGAGAUGGAAAAUUUCCCCGAAUUCGCCAACGACGUGCAGUUCACCGAGCGGUUACUGGCCGAGCAAUCUGUCCACUGCCUCCCAGCCACGUGCUUCGAGUACCCCAACUUCUUCCGGCUGGUCCUCACGGUCCCGGAAGUGAUGAUACUGGAGGCCUGUGGGCGCAUCCGGCAGUUCUGCGAGCAGCAUUACCAGGGCGCGGAGGGCGGCCACGAGGACUGCGACAAGUAGCGCCUUGUCCCCAGGACGUGUCCCCUGCUGGCGGGGUGGGUGGGUGGGGGCCGCUUCUCAGGGAACCAGACACCCCAGGUAGGACAGGGCCCCCACCCCCAACACUGUGCUUGGAAUUACUCCUGCAUCCCCUCACCCCAGCAACACUCACAGCCACGCUCUGAAUCCGCUUCUCCUCCACCCACUGCUGGAGGGGCUGGCACGUUCCUCGGUGCCCCCCACCCACCUCGAGGUCAGAGUUUACCAAGAGGAGUGAAACUAGAGCGUUCACAGCCCAAGGCCACAGCAACACCCAAAAGGCUGAGCACAGCUGGAGGUCUGGGUUUGAUCUCCUGUGCUUCGCGGUCUUCUGAGCCAGGCUGGGACUGACUCUUGAGCACAGAGCUAGGAGCAGCCUGUGAUGAGAACCACCGGGUGCAGCCCCCAAACCAAUCCCUCUCCCCUAAAAUUAAAAAAGAACAGGAAACCCUUCAGGACAACAGACACAAAAGAUUGUAAGCUCGACCUACACAGUCGCUGCUCUCAAUAUCUGCCCCGCUGAGAACAGGCGUCUCCAGCCAACUCCGAAGUCCCAGCGGAGGUCCCAGUGGAGGUCCCAGCGGAGGUCCCAGUGGAGGUCCGGCCUCUCUUCAGGGCGAGCUCGCUUGGUGCCACAAAGCCUCCUUUCAGCUUCCCCUCGCUUUAAGCAACAGUGACAUAAAAGAAGUUAGGGACACAUCAAUUUGGCCGUGUAUAUUCUUACCAAAUGCUUCAGGAAAUCUGAGAGGUCCCUUAGAAGAAUAUUUUUAUGGCUUGGCAUUGUACACAAUUAUUUGGUGAUGCAAAUAAAUAUGCUUGAAUUGACCGGCUUUCUACAUUUAGAUAUGCGUGUAUUAGGCUUUCUUAAUAUUAGGGGCUGUCAGCAGACUCCCUUCCAAGCUAAACUGCUGUGAGGGCCAGAGUGUCUUCCCUUGUCAUUGCUCUAGAAUCAUUAUUAAUGCUUUGGCUGUGAUGUUGAUGUUGAUUUAUUGAUAUAUAUUAUAUUA